CCCCUGCAGGGGGUUUCACUAACCCCUAACCCUUGCACCAUGGCGAUGGCCACCAAGAUUUUUCGAUGCACCGCGAGCUUUUCUUGUGCUUCACUCAGCCCUGCUGCAAUCCCACAGAGGAGAUUGGCAGCACAGCUGUGCCGCAGAUUCAUAGCUUCAAGCGGGAAGGAUGGGGAGGCUGCUCUAAAAGUGGAUGCUGAGAAUGAAUGAACAGAUGCGAGCAAUUUUAUGAAUAAGACUGGCCUCAAGCGCACAGAGGUUGGUGUUGGGAAUGGUCUGACAGCGGGUGUGAUGAUUGCCCCUUCUGCCGGUGCGUCACUCUUUCCCUUCCGGUUGUAUUUCUCACGUAGUGAAUUGGGAAACUAACGGCCCGGGGUGAAUAGGUAUUCUCAAGCAAACCACAACAAUGGACGUGGGAUCUCAAUCAAUCUACCUUGGCAUGCAAGCUCCAACUCCUACGGACCCUUGCGUACUUGAUGCUAUACUUCUCAUCUGUGCCGGUCUCUACGGAAAUCCUCAGUCAUGCAUACAUCCCUAUGGCUGGGAAACCGAAAAGGUGAUUGAUAUUGCAUGUGAGCAUGUUACAAAGCUCAAUGGAGCCUACCCAAAGGAGAUCGUGUUAACCUCUGGAGCCACGGGGUCGAAUGAUAUGUCGAUCAAGUAUGGGGCGAGGUUUUACGACUCCAAGAAGCAUAUGAUCACAUUGCGGACGGACCACAAGUGUAUUUUGGAUUUGCGGCGACAUUUACAAGACGAGGGGUACGAUACCUAGGCCGAGCUGGUUAAUGAGUGUUGCUACGGCGGUCCUGUAUUCUUCGUCUGUCGGAUUGCAAGAAGUCAUGUUUGGGGGGGGGGAAGGUGGGGAACCCGGAAAGUUAGGUUUUGUAAAUCCAUUUUACCCAGCAGCAACCCCCACCAACGCGGGAGGCACACGAACAACUAUCACAAUGGAACCACGAGAAGUGACCCACG
Messenger RNA from Tuber aestivum (summer truffle), 972 nucleotides. The record is from the annotation of a GenBank genome assembly. NCBI's taxonomy places the organism in Eukaryota, Fungi, Ascomycota, Pezizomycetes, Pezizales, Tuberaceae.